Messenger RNA from Schistocerca serialis cubense, 6811 nucleotides. Its product is annotated as C2 domain-containing protein 3-like. The transcript is spliced from 12 exons. Lineage: Eukaryota; Metazoa; Arthropoda; Insecta; Orthoptera; Acrididae. The record is from RefSeq and is a predicted model, not a curated record. Bases 97 to 5211 code for a protein of 1704 amino acids. Gene Ontology annotation, cellular component: centriolar satellite; centriole. Gene Ontology annotation, biological process: cilium assembly; centriole elongation.
UGUAAUUGUCAGUAGUGUUUACAAAUUCAUUGUUUUGUUUCCGUUUGGUGCCACACUCAGUGAAGGUGGAUCGCAAAUAGACAUGUUUUAUGUGAAAUGAAUGUCGCAUUUCCUGUGAAAAAUUCAACGUACGGUUCUUUACCUCCGUUAGUAGAAGGCGAAGUAUUUAGUUAUUUGACAUUAAAAGUUGAUCACAUUCUAUGGAGAAAGAAGCCGCCCGGUGAUAUUGCUGUGUUAGCACGCUGGUGGGGAGACAGCACAGUACCUGUAUUUAAGCCCAGUGACGUGAGAAACAGAGGUGGACACCAGACAUCCCAGUCGUUUAUUUACGAAAUAAAAGCACCAAUUAACUUAUUCGAAACAUACUUGGAAGAUAGCGACCAUUUGGAAUUGUUUGUUGUCCAGAAAGGUUUGAAUGAGUUAAUUGGGACAGCGAAAAUCAGUAAUUUAAAAAAGAUAAUAUAUGAGAACCCUUAUCAAGUUUAUGUGCCAAUUUUGAAUUCUGUCAGUAAAGUUGGUGAUUUACAUGUGUGUUUCGUAUUGCAUAAUGAUGACCCCCUGUCCAGGAAUUUCAGCCACAAGCAGGCGCAGUGUCCGGGUGACGAGACACGGAAACAAAUCAAAUUUCAAACAGUAAACGCUAAUAGUAAUUCGUCUCUGGCUGGUCGAAAACAUAUAUUACGAAGUGACGACCGCAAUGAGAAGCAUAACAAAGACACACACUGUCAGCAAUAUCAUUCCUCCACGAAUCUUACAGCACGUUGUAAAUCUGAUGGUGCACCGCAAUCUGCAAGGAAUUGCACAAACGAUGCACUCCUCCUGAAAGUAUUGACUCAAAGUGUUAAACUUCGUAACGCAAUGGUGAAGUCUAUUUUGGAAGACAACGAUCUUCUUGUGAGAAACAGUGCUUUGACAAAUAACGAAACCACAGUAAAAGAACGUAGUGCACUUAGGUCAGGAGAAAAUGUUGCUGUAAGUGUAGACCCUAGUGGAGGAGUUAUGGAGUAUCUAUUAGGUAAAAAGAUUGGUUCAGAAAGUAAGGACAAUCACGAGGCUUUGCGGAGUCUGGCGGCACCAAUGCCUGAUCGACUUAAAUUAAUGGAAAAUACAGACAAAAUGGAUGACAGUUUUGUCAAAAUAAAACAUGUCAGAGAAAAAGAAGUGAUCCCAUUUGAUGGAAUAUCCCGUAGCGAGCAACAGGAUAGUCAGUCAAGUGUCCCUUCUGAAAACAAUAAAUGCGACACAACAGCUAAUAAUACACAACUUCAGCAUGACAGACAGUCACUGAAUGAUAUCCGGUGGCUGCGUGUCGAUGUGUGUCGAUUCAUCUUACAGCAGGACACUGUGCUCAAAGUAUUAGGAACAAAGUUUCUCCCAAGAUCAUCAUUCUUUGCUGAGUUUGAACUACCAGUAAAUCUGGUAUGUCCAUGCAAAGGCAAGCAACAGAAGCCAUGGAAUAAUAGAGUUCAUCGUUUUUGUUCGAGAAAGCAGCUAAAUAAUGUGGUUGAAUUUGAUAAGAGCAUUAGCUGCCGCAUUCAGACAAAUGGUGGUGACACUCUCGAAAGGAUAAAGUUGUCAAACCUGACAUUCACUAUGUAUUCCCGACACAUGAAACAGAAAAGUCCAGUGCUGAUUGGUACAGGUGAAUUAUCAUUAACACAGCUUCUAAAGCCAGAUGCAUCAAACAAGCAUGAGAUUCCAGUUUUCUCAAAGCUGCAAUCUGUUGACGGUCCUCUGUUUCUGGGAACUCUGAUUGUGGUUGUGGAACUCAUAUCAAACAAGGACAUGUUAAAUAAUUCAGGAGUACGUAAUGGUAAUGGAAAACAGGAUAAUCAGCAUCAAGUCCUCUCAUCGUCAUCUGAGGAAAGUGGGUUGAAGCUGUCAGCACAAAAAGCAGAGAGAUGUAACAGUCAGAAUGAAGCAGUACCAAAAGAGAAUGCUGUACCCACGAAACUUGCUACCAAAAUCAGAUGUGCUGAUACUGAACAGGAUUCAUUGAGAGAGAAGAUAUUACUACACAUUCUUCUGCACAUCCCAGAAGGCUGUGGUUUUAGAUAUGAGACAACAUACUUGGUGACACGCAUGCUUUGGCAUGAAAAUGUGUCCAGGAGCAGUGUUCAGUCUGGCACAGAAUCUCCGAAGUACGACUUCCAUGAGGUCCUUCCUGUGUACCUAGACAAUAAUUUCUUACAAAGGUGUCAUAACAAUAUAAUGGUAACAGAAGUCUGGUGUGACAAUAAAUUACUAGGUCUUGUGAAAAUGUCUCUGGAGCCUUUCUACACUGCCUUCUGCAAUCAAACUGUGAGAGCAAAAUGGCUCACACAAAAGAGUCCUGUUGUUGGACUUGAUGGAUGGGUUGACAUUGUGAAUCCAGCAUCUGGGUUGAAAGUUGGGCAACUAUUAGUCGUCUUGGCAGCUGGCACGAAGACUCAGAUCAAAACCUUUGAGUAUUCGCUCAUGCCUGAGGUGUAUGGACUAUCUAAUGAUAAAAAAUUGAAUUGUGAACAAUUGUAUGAUUAUGAUGAAGAUUGUAAUAACAGAAUUGUGAAUCAUUCUAAUCCAAUACAUAAAAAAAGUCAUCUUUGCAGCUCUAAUGACUCAUCAACAAAACAGAAACCAGGUCAUAGACAACAUGUAGUAAGUGGAGGCAGCAUCAUAGAUACAGUGUUUCCUCCAAAAUUUGUGAAUGGUGAAAGCACUAAGAUCACUUCACCAUAUGAAAGGCAGGGAAACUAUCGCAUUUCUCAUGGUAACCCUCAUACAAACAAAGAAACUGCAAAGCCUAAAGAUAAAAUUUCCGUUAAUAACAGCAACGAUGUUUUGAUGAACAGCGCUUUUGAAUCGAGUGAAACUAACAUUGAAUCAGCUGAUUCAAAUAUGGGGAUUUCAACAUCUGAUGAUGAUAUCAACAGAAAUCUCCAUGGCCAUGUUACAAACAGAGAGAAAAUAUCAAUUAUUGGUCAUCCUAACAGUAGUGGCAAGACUUGUACUCAGAAAUACCAUUAUAGCGAUUCUGUCACAAAAUCAAAAUCUGGAAGCAGCAAUAGACACUGUACAGAUGAUAUGUUAAAUCCAGGUUUCUUGUCAUCAGAUAGAGAUAUAUCAUUGUCCCAGACAUACCAUGUUUUGGAUAAGAGAGGAAGUGAAAUGGAAUACAUGUGCUUGAAUACAGCUUCGUCUGAACUUGAUGAACAAGCGUCAUCUGUUGACAAUGCCAUUAUAGAAAACAAAAGAAGAAGACGUGCAGACCAUCAAAUAUCAUCCACUGACACUGUAUCUACAGAAGUGUCUGUUGGUUUUUCAGGCACCGUAGUUGAUACAGUACAUCAACAGGAAAAAAGGAAAUCUGAGACAUGCUUUCAUGCACACAUUGAAGUUAUAAAUGCUUUGCAUCUUCCACUUGUCAGAAGGAGUAAGAAACGUGUCCAGCCCAGUUGUUAUGUAACUUUUGAGGUCAGCACUCCUACGUGUGAUGAUGACAAGAAGCUGCUCACAACUCCAGUAGCAUGGCACACCACAAGCCCAGCCUGGGAUUGGUCAUGUGACACGUGGCUUCCAGUGCGACUUCUCAAAGAUAAAAGCAAGUCUCUGAUAUUUAAGAUUUGGAUUAAAGCUGAGACUUCAGGCAAAGAAGAAGAUAAUAUACUUGGACAUGUGUCUGUUGACCUAACUGUUCUGCUGUUUGGAAUGCCAUGGAUAUCUGGUUGGUUCAACAUAACAGAUUUCACUGGAAACAACAAAGGGCAAAUAAAGAUCAACAUCACACCACUUGAAAGUCUGACCAGAUUCAGCAUUCAACAGCUGUCCGAAGAUUAUCAGAAACUGCCACUAUUACAACAAGCAGCGUCAUUGUUUGAUACCGCAGGCAUAAAACAUAAUAAGAGUAAGAUGGAAACGAACAGUAUAUCAUCAGUGGAUCAUUCUCUUGAGGGUAUCCACUGCCCUGCUGCAUCUGGCUCUGCAAUACCUGCCCUUGACGAUUUUGGAGACAUCUCCUCAUUUCUUUCAAGUGCACUUAAAAACAAGCUGCUUGAACUGGACGAAAUAACACAAAGACUUAAGCAUCGUUUAAAUUCUGUCACGCAGGAGGUAGAAGAAGAAGAUUUAUCCGUAGAUCCUGAAUUUGAUAUGGAUGAUAUUGCAGGGGAUGAAUGUUCAUCAUGGAAUACAGAAGAUCAGACUGUUGUACCAGGAAAUGUUCUGGAGCCACAGAAACACUGUGAAACACAAACAUCUGGUGUGACAGGGGAAAGAAAUAAGUUAAUUGAAAAACCCCAGCAUUUUAACAAUGAGAAUGAGAUGGUGGCAUAUGAGAAAGAAACUUUGCAUAUACAGAAAGACAAUCUUACUCUAGAAAAUGGUCAAAGAAACAAGUUAGAUGGAGAUUACAGUAAAACAGUCGACAAGUUGGCUACACUGACAAUAGACAAGACCGGCCAAGAUGAAAUCUGUCGUAAUGAUUUUGAUUCUCUAAGCAGUUAUUUUAAGGACAUUGCAAGUAAAGAUCUUGAAUUAGAAAAUGUGUUUAAUCCAUUGUUAUUCCAGCAGUUGUUGAACUGUUCUAAUCCACAACCGUUGGUCCAACAAGGAACACACAGAUCCAGAGAAAAUCUGUGCAGUUCCCAAGUUGGUGAUGAGUUCAUUUCAAAUGUAAAUGAAAAUAUUUAUAAGAACCUUCAUACCAGUGAUGAACAAAAGGCAACAGACAACAUCAGAAGGAACACACACAACAGUGAAAGAAUGAACUUUAGUCCUUCUCUGGAAUCCUGCUUAGAAAAUACCCAUAACACAGAACAUGAUGUUAGAGAAAAGUCAGUCAUGUGUAAUGCAGGUUCAGAUUCAAUAACUUGUGCCACAAGGAAGAGUGUCAGCUGUGAAACUCUGCUUUCAAGCAGUGAGAAUCUGACAGAGGUGAAAGCUGUCAGUGAAAGUGAAUUUAUAACAAAUAAUUUUAGCAGCUCUUUUCCAUCAGAAUUUUUUUCAGUUAUGAAUACUCAAGACAUUGAGGAUGGAAGAGUGCUGGGAGAAGACAGUGUGACAAAACCAUGCAAUUCCUUAAAUGUUCUUCACACUAUGAGAAAUAAAGGGAGUUUCUUAGAAGAAUCAAAUUCUUCUGUUUUACAAAUUCAGAGGUUGGCUCCAGAAGGUGGGAAUCCAUCUGAGAACUCUUCACAUAGUCGGCAGACUAAUACUUCUGAUAAUCGUAUCUGAAGCAGUAAAGUAAUGUCUCUAAUGUGAAUAAUAACGUUUUAAUUCUGAGUAAGCAUGUUACUCAGUUUCUGUGCUUUUGUACUUUUCAUACAGUUGUUACUUUUUUUAUCUACCUUGUGUAAAGUAUUGCCACAUAGUACGUAAGUGGCUGGGGAGUCUUUUGCCCACCAAAUGAGAAUGAAGUGAACAUGUAACUAGGCUCACAAAAACUGGGAACUUGUGAGGCUGUUACUUUAUUCCUUUUAUCUCAAAUCAUGAAAUGCUGAGGACUUGAUAACUGCAAUUACUUGUUAUAAGUUAGUAAGAACUCUUCCAGUGUCACCAAAUGUGGUGUUCAGAAAGGAAAGUGAAACUGAUUCUUAACAUUGUUAGAAUUAAAUGACAUACUUUUGAAAGUGAUGUACUGUAGAACAGUGAUGUUAUAAGUUACCGGAGGUAAUUUUUCUUCCUUUGAUGAAAAGGAAGUUAGCAAUGAGAUGCUAUUCAAAUGCAGUUCGAUGUGCUAAUACUCACAGAGCACUCUCAGUGCACUGCAAGAAACCAGUACAAUUUCGAAAUAUUACUUUCUUGUAUGUUGCCUUUUUGGUGCUACUUCAAAGUAUAUUUUUAUAUAAUUUUAUAAAUGGCUUUCAAAAGACUGUCAGCAGUUCUGACAAAAUAAAGUACGCAUUAGUGCCUCUGUUUAAACUGCAAAGAAUAUUUUACAUACAAUUUAAAAUUAAAUUGUGUAAGGUCAUUGAGACUUUCUUUUUUUAUUUUGGUGACAAUUACUUCUUGUUAACAGUUUUCAGCCAUAAAUCCCCCCUGCCCCCCCUCCAAAUAUUGUAAAGGCCAUAAGUAAUAAAAAUGCUGGAACAGUUUGAUUUAUCAAAAUAGUGUGUCAUGGAAAAUAUGAAAACAGUGUGGUUAAUGGAAAACUGGUGUCUGUAGAAGCAAAAUUACCGACACCCCAUUUACUAUUGUAAGCUCUGAGUACAAAAAAAUGUUAAUGUCAUUGGUUGUACACACACUGUGAAAGAAAUGAAAUGUCAUAACCCACAGAAACUUCCAUUACUUAAGAGCAUUUCUGUUUCUUGUAUGUAUUUAUUUGUAUAUACAUUCUGUUAAUAGAGUAUUUACAAAAAACAUUUAGAUGACAAAGUUUUCGCUUAACUGUAAUGUGUAAAUGUAUUCUAUUUUUGAGGAAUUAUGAGUAGUUAUAUUGUAGUGUCAAAAUACAUUGGAUGAAAUUUUAACCCCUUGAUGAUGGUAACAGGUUUACAAGUUUCUUGUUUAUACUACAUUCCGUCAUACUGAUGACAGAAAACUGGCCCAUUUCAAAGUGCCACAAUGGAGCUUCUUUAUAAAACCUGUUGUUUUAGUACUGAUCUUAUACUGUAGUGCAGCAUGUGUAUAGUGUGUAUUAAUUUAAGAUUUUUCCAGCAUCUUCAGCAAAUGACAACAGUCUCUUGGGACAAAUUAGUCUAGUUAUUUCUGGAAUAUUGCCUAUACUGUAAACUUUGUGUGUAAUUUAUAGCAGCUUCAUUCUUUGUAAAUAGCUCAUCAAAAUGUAAUAAUAUUUUAAUGACUGUUAUGCUCCAAAAAACCUUUUGUAUCUUUU